AUGGGUGGUUCUUCACCAAUAUUAUUCUUGCACUACUUGCUCUUCUUCCUACUCAUCAUCACUACAUCUCAUUACUUCAUGCUUGUUCACUCUUUCCCUUCUCUCCACCAACAAAACCCACUCUACCAUCAUAAUGACAGCUCUGCUUUGGUACACUUCAAUCAAAGCCUUUCUAUAUGGGAGUUUGCUUCUGGCGAUGCUUCAGCUUAUCCAAAGGUUGCAUCAUGGAAUACCAGUAACAGUGAUUGCUGCUCAUGGGAUGGUGUCACUUGUGAUGAUGAAACCGGCCGUGUCAUUGGACUUGACCUCAGUAGUAGCUUUCUCUUCUGUUUUAUCAAUACCAACAAUACCCUCUUCCGCCUUGUUCAUCUUCGGAGACUCAACCUUGCUGACAAUGACUUCAAUGAAUCUCAAAUCCCAUCUGCUGUUGGACUUUUUUCGAGGUUAACUUAUCUUAAUCUCUCAUAUUCUGUAUUUGCUGGUCAAAUCCCUUCGGAAAUUUCAAAUUUAACCAAAUUAACUUCUCUUGAUCUCUUAAGAAAUUCAGUGGAGCUCCGUAAGCCUGGUCUAACAAGCUUGGUUAAGAAUGUGACGAAUUUAAAAGAACUUUACCUUAAUGAGGUGAACAUAUUUUCUACAAUACUUCACAAUUUGGCUAAUUUUUCAUCUUUAACCUCUCUACUUCUCGAAGAUUGUCAAUUACAAGGUGAAUUUCCCGCAGGCAUUUUUAAGUUACCAAACCUACAGUUUCUUAGCGUGAAGUACAAUCCAGAUCUCAUCAUUUACUUGCCUGAAUUCCACACGAAGAGUCCACUCAAGAAAUUGAGGCUGGGGAUAACAAACUUUUCUGGAGAGAUGACAAAUUCAAUUGGAAAUCUCUACUUGUUGAAUGAAUUGGAUAUCUCAGGAUGCAUCUUCUCAGGAUCAAUGUUGUCUUCAAUUGGUAACCUUCCACAACUCCUUUAUUUGAGCCUUGCCCGAAGCAACUUUUUUGGAGAACUGCCAAAUUCAAUUGGACAACUUAAAUCCUUAAAUCGUUUGGAGAUGGCAGGAUGCAAUUUCUCAGGGCCAAUCCCGUCUUGGUUUGGUAACCAAUUAACAUUGCUCCCAAGUAGUUUCACCAAUGUUACGCUUCCCAAGUUUAAGUCCCUUAAUUUGAACUCAUGCAACUUAACUGAGUUCCCAAAUUUCUUGAAAACUCAAGACCAGUUGGUGUACUUAAACCUCAGCAACAACCGCAUCCAAGGCCCCCUGCCUACAUGGAUAUGGAACAUGAGUACACAAACUUUGGAUACCCUUGACCUCUCUCAUAACUUUAUAACUGGCUUUCACCAACCUCCUCCUUUAGUUCUUCCGUGGGAUGCACUAUACCGUUUAGACUUUAGUUCUAACAUGCUGCAAGGAUCACUCCUUGUCCCACCAUCAUCCAUCAGCUUUUAUAUUGUCGCAAACAACAAACUGACUGGGGAGAUUCCACUAUUGAUCUGCAAUGCGAGUUCUCUUCGUGUCCUGGAUUUAUCUUAUAACAAUCUAAGUGGCAUCAUUCCCCGAUGUUUGGGCAGUUUUGCUGAUUCUCUGGAGUUAUUGAAUCUUCGAAACAAUAAAUUACAUGGCCCCAUUCCUCAAACAUACAACAAUGGAACCGGGCUGAGGAUGAUCAACUUAAUUCAAAACCAAUUGCAAGGGCCAGUGCCAAAUUCGUUGGUCAAUUGUCCACUUCUAGAGAGUCUUGAUCUUGGAAACAAUAAGAUCUAUGACGUUUUUCCCUUUUGGCUUGGAACACUUCCAGAAUUGAAGGUUCUGAUUUUGCGAUUCAAUAGAUUCCAUGGUGCAAUAUGGAACCCUAACUCCAGUUUAGCUUUCUCCAAAUUGCACAUUCUUGACAUCUCUCACAAUGGUUUCACUGGUAACUUACCUUGCGAUUACUUCCAUACCUUAACAGCCAUGAAAACUAUUGAUGUUAAUGAAUCAACAUAUAUUGGAAGAGUAACCAAUUUUGUUAACAAUGGCAGUACUUACGCGCUGACACUAACAAACAAAGGUGUGCAAAUUGUGUAUUUGUAUAUCCUAAAUAUUUUCGCUGCCAUUGAUUUGUCAAGCAACCAAUUUGAAGGAGAGAUUCCGGAAUCUAUUGGGAUUCUCAAGUGUCUUCACAUGCUCAACCUUUCCAACAACAGUCUUAUUGGUCAGAUUCCAUCUUCGUUGAGGAAUCUAACAGAGAUUGAGUCGUUGGACCUUUCUCAAAACAAGCUCUCAGGAGAGAUACCUUAG
Messenger RNA from Cornus florida, 2271 nucleotides. Its product is annotated as receptor-like protein 6. NCBI's taxonomy places the organism in Eukaryota, Viridiplantae, Streptophyta, Magnoliopsida, Cornales, Cornaceae. The record is from RefSeq and is a predicted model, not a curated record. The coding region runs from base 1 to 2271 and encodes 756 amino acids. Gene Ontology annotation, molecular function: protein binding. The transcript is spliced from 2 exons.